This is a messenger RNA of Parnassius apollo (apollo), 204 nucleotides long. The record is from the annotation of a GenBank genome assembly. NCBI's taxonomy places the organism in Eukaryota, Metazoa, Arthropoda, Insecta, Lepidoptera, Papilionidae.
AUGACAGCAAGCUACUGCUUUGAACCGCAUGGCGUAUACUCGCGUACUACGCAAGCCGACGGUGUGUCGACAUUGGACGUUGGAUCGGCUGCCGACCCGAGCGAUAUUCGCCGAUACGGACAGUCAAAUUUUGGUACGAUAUCCACUCAGGCCGAUUCAUUUCAAGAUCAUGUUCAUCUCAUCAUAGUUCCUCUUCGUUUAUAA